AUGGGAAGCUCAUCAGACAAGAAGCGCAAGAGCGCUGAGGAUACAACACCCCAAAUCAAGAAGAAGAAGGUCGACUCCGAGAAAUCGUCCAAGUCGCCCAAGUUCAUCAAUGUCGGAGCUGUGAAGAGGCCGCAGCAUGCGCCUCCGGUCGUGGCCGCGACCUCGGGACUUGCUCUCUCUUCGUCCAUACAAUUUCAAGCCUACGCCACACCAGCCGACAAGACCUCGAAGCGCAAGAAGAAUGGUGCGCCCGCACAAGAGUUGCUGCUGCACUCUGCCAACCACCGGACGAUGGACUACACAGCUCGCGAAGACAGGACAGGAGACUCGUCCGACCCAUACCUAAAGCACUACAUUGGCAUCUUCAACCCCAAAACGGCCGAGGUCGAGAUUGUGGAGGCGCGCAAGACGGUGCUCCGUGGCACAGUUAGGUCGCAGAAGGCUGUUGACGAGGCAAUGGAAGAGAAGACUCAGAAACAGCAAAUGAUGGCCAUGAGGAACGAGCUCGGCGAGGCAUUCGGUACGAAGAAGGCGAAGAAGGCGAUCCGCGACGUGACCGAGAACGCCAUUACAUCCCAAAAGGUUGGCCAGAGCGAGCUGGUGAUGAUGGACGCCAUCAAGACCGCCACCAAGGACAUGUCGACCAAGGAAGACCUUCAAGCCGCUGUCGACAACGCCCGACCGGUACCGCGCGGCAACUUCGCUGCCACGGAAAUCGCAGACGUCUACGUACCAUCCCAAAUCAUCGGAUCCGAGGUCCUGAACGCGAUACCAGUGAUGGAUUGGCAGGAGAGCGUCAAGAACCUAGAGGACAUCCAGGUACCUUCGCGCUUCGUCGCCAAGCGCGUUUCCAACGUAGCAAGCAGCGACGACGCGGUGCACAGAUUGAGGGUACUGCGGUACCUCUUGUUCGUCAUCAUUUUCUGGAACGCCACCUCGCAAGGAAGGGAGCGUGGCACAAGAAGCAUCGGUAAGAGGGAUAAGCUGCGCGAGGUUAUGGCACCAGCGCCCGAGAUCGUGAUUGAAAACAUCCGCCGCAAGUUCUCGGACGGCGGAGUCAUGCGCAAGACACACGUUGACCUUCUGAUGACACACUGCUGCGCAUUUGCCGCCAUCAUCGACGGCUUCAGGGUCAACACGAUUGACUUGAGAGAAGAUCUGAAGCUGGAGCAGAAGCAGCUCAACCAAUACUUUAUCGAGAUUGGAGCUCGCGUCAAGCAGCAGAAGGUCGCUGACAAGAUGGAGAACUUUGCCGUCCUGCAGCUGCCUCUCCAGUUUCCCAAGAUCAGACUGCCGGCACGGAAGAGGUAAAUCACCCUUUGCUGAGCCGGGCCCACGGCCACGGAUCAUAUCAUCAAGUUUAGUUGGAUUUAGCGCAGUGCACAUCAUCCACCCAGUUCUACAUUGGACAUUUCGGCACUUACGUUUGGAAGUGCUCUACGAAGUGCUGAGAAAAGGCAUGCUUUUGGCAAGAGAAGCGAUUGUCCAGCUCAGUUGGAAGUCUGGCCGCUUCCAGCCUGUAACCACCAUGGUGUGUUGUUGAGACACACCCAAGCGACACCCAGGCGCUGGCCAAUCAAAAUUCCAAGCGCCUAAUCGAGAGGAGGCCAUGACCUGUACCGCACUAUUUGAGCAUCUUGCGGAGGUAUACAUCAGUUAUUUUGUGGUUCGGGCAGUAAAAGCUAUGCUAGAAAGCAUAUAUCAUUGUAUAGACGGUUUAGAGAAUAGUCAUGGAAAUUGAUGGGCCAUAAGAAGAAUGGCGGGAAGCCUAUUGUCCCCCAGUCUUUAUAAGCUCUGAAUGGGGUCAAAGAGAUGACAAUGAAAUCUAGGAAAAGGGUCACCCCACAG
Messenger RNA from Neurospora tetrasperma FGSC 2508, 1848 nucleotides. RefSeq lists its product as uncharacterized. Bases 1 to 1311 code for a protein of 436 amino acids. Gene Ontology annotation, biological process: nucleolar large rRNA transcription by RNA polymerase I; transcription elongation by RNA polymerase I; RNA polymerase I preinitiation complex assembly. The record is from RefSeq and is a predicted model, not a curated record. NCBI's taxonomy places the organism in Eukaryota, Fungi, Ascomycota, Sordariomycetes, Sordariales, Sordariaceae. Gene Ontology annotation, cellular component: RNA polymerase I complex. The transcript is spliced from 3 exons. Gene Ontology annotation, molecular function: DNA binding.